AUGUCAUCGCACGUCGUCGUAAUAUCUACGGAUCUCCGUCGGACUACUGUCAAGGUCACGCCGGGGACAUAUCUGGCGGAUGUGUUGCAACAGGCCUGCACCAAACUUGGCCUCCCGGGAGACAAGUAUCUCGUCAAGCACAAACAGAAGCAGGUUGACUUGACCAUCCCGUUUCGAGCAUCCGGGCUCAGCCCCGGCGCCAAGCUCGAGCUCGUCCAGAAGUCCAACACACCAUCAGCCAUCCAGGUGGCCCUCCAACUGCCGCAGCCCGAGGCCAAGGAGAUACCGGGUGGGCGCUUGGUCAAGAAGUUCCCCAGUGACCUCACGCUAUGGCAGGUCCUGCGGCAGUUUGAGAGCGGCGACGCCAACGCCGGCCGCAACAUCAAUAUCACGGCGAGGGGCGUGGCCCGCAUUGACGCUGGCGCCGGCGGCAGCGGCCAACUCUACUACGAGACGCCCGUCCUCAACAUCAUGGGCAGGGAGAUUUCUACAUUUACUGACCUGCAGAAGACUCUUGCCUCCCUGGGGUACAACUCAGGUAACGUUCUGAUACGUCUGACCUACAAGACGACGGACCAGACGCUUCACGCCGCCAUGGAUGAGAUUAGCCAGCUCUUCAAGGAGGAGGAGAGAGGAAACACUGCGUCAUCAGGUACCCAGAAGACGGAUCCUGCACCCCAGCAGCCCACGCCGUCCAAAGAAACCAACGCCCCCGACACGCCCAUGGCAGACGCCGAGCCUGCACCAGCGCCGCCCCAAGAGCAAGAGCAAACACAAAUAAGCCAAGCCGACGGGGCAGUAGCAGCAGCAUCGUCAGCACCAUCAUCCAAUGAUCCAUACAGUCCCGUGAAUGUCUACCUAGCGCCCUCUGGAACAACACCGGCCGCAGCUCUCACCCCAGCCAGUGAGACAGACUUCACGCCCACAGUAGCCCACGCGCAACUGCACCAGGCGCGGCUCUUGGAGAACGCCAAAAACAAGCGCCUCCUCUCAGACCGAGAGCUGGAUGAGAAGGCUGCCGCCGAGGAGGCCAAGAUUUCGGCCGUCAAGUCGGUGCGCGUCAAGGUGCGCUUCCCCGACAACACCAGCAGCGAGUGGGAUGUGGGCCCCUCACACACGGGAGCCUUUUUGUACGCGGCAGUCAGGCACAUCAUGGCGAAGAGCGACGAGCCCUUCCACCUCGCCCUCCCGGGCGGCAAGUCCGUCAUCAAAGACCGGGAUGACCGUGGGCCUGAGGACACACUGGUCAGGGGAUACAAGAUGUCCGGCAGGGUUCUCGUCAACCUCGUGUGGGACGAGGGCGCGAGCGCGGACGCCAGGAAACAACCGUUCCUCAAGUCCCACGUUGCCAGCCAGGGACAGACAGUCAAGGUCCCCGAGGUUCCACAGAUUGCCGAAGACGAGGUGGAGGCGCCUGCAGUGGCACAGGUACAUGAAGAUGGGAAGAAGAAGAGCAGUGGUGAGGGAGGGGCCAAGAAGGUGCCCAAGUGGCUCAAGCUGGGCAAGAAAUAG
Messenger RNA from Geosmithia morbida, 1512 nucleotides. RefSeq lists its product as uncharacterized. The transcript is spliced from 2 exons. The record is from RefSeq and is a predicted model, not a curated record. Bases 1 to 1512 code for a protein of 503 amino acids. Lineage: Eukaryota; Fungi; Ascomycota; Sordariomycetes; Hypocreales; Bionectriaceae.